AUUGUUUUCAUCUCAUUUAGUAUUUCCGUAGUGUGUUACGAGUUCAGAGAGAGGGGUGGCUGGCUAUCGCGGUGCGCGCCGAACCAGAACAAUUACCAUUACAAUUACAAUUACAAUCGAAUUAGUCUGAGAUGGAGGCAACACGAACACCAGCGGCAGCGGGUUCGGAUCCUGUGGCGGAGGAGGAGGAGGAGGAGGAUGAUUCUUCCUCCACAGUCCUCGACCUCACCAGCUUCCAGCUCCACGAUCUCGAGUCAGUCGAGUUGCCCCUGAGUCUCACUGAGUUGGACCUCACUGCGAACCGUUUGUCCAGCUUGGACUCUCGGAUUGGGACCCUCUCCAACCUCAAAAAGCUCUCUUUCCGCCAAAACCUAAUCCACGAUAACGCCCUCGAACCCAUCUCUCGUUGGGACGCCUUGUCGGCUCUCGAGGAACUGGUGCUUAGGGAUAAUAAGCUGAUGAAAAUUCCUGAUGUCAGUAUAUUUAAGAAGCUUCUGGUUUUCGAUGUUUCUUUCAAUGAAAUUACUUCCUUACAUGGGCUGUGCAAGGUCUCCAACACACUCAAGGAACUCUAUGUAUCCAAAAAUCAAGUUAGCAAAAUAGAGGAGAUUGACCACUUCUAUGAUCUGCUCAUUCUCGAACUUGGCUGCAACAGAUUACGGGUAAUGGAGAACUUUCAGAACUUAACAAAUUUACAGGAGUUAUGGCUGGGACGAAAUCGCAUCAAAGUAGUAAACCUAUGUGGUUUAAAAUGCAUCAAGAAGAUUAGCUUGCAAAGCAAUCGUUUAACUUCUACGAGAGGAUUUGAGGAUUGUGUUGCCCUUGAAGAACUAUACUUGAGCCAUAAUGGUAUUGCUAAGAUGGAAGGCCUAUCAUCUUUAGUCAACCUCCGGGUUUUGGAUGUAUCAUCAAAUAAGAUAACACAAGUGAAUGACAUUCAAAACCUGACACAGUUAGAAGAUCUAUGGCUUAAUGACAAUCAAAUAGAAUCAUUUGAAGACCUUGCUGAGGCUGUUGCUGGUUCAAAAGAGAAGCUCACCACUAUCUACUUAGAGAACAAUCCAUGUGGCAAGACUCAAAACUAUUCUGCCACACUGAGAGGAAUCUUCCCAAACAUCCAACAAAUUGAUUCUGAUGUAUUUGCUUAAAAGUUUUUUGUGGCUAUAACUUUUCUCAGGACCUUUGUAGUUGAAAGCCCCGGCCAGAAGUAAUAAUCCUACAUUAGUUAGUUCUUCUGCAUGCUUUUUGCAGGGUUUUAAUGGAAUGUUGCUGCCUUCAGCUAAUAGGCUGAGUGUUCACCAAUCAGGCUUGCAGGCAAAAUGAGGUUUCAGAGGUUACUUAAAAGGAAUGGUGGUUUGAUAGGAACACCCUUGAUACAGGAAAUUGUAUACUGAUCAAGCAUGGGAUAUUCUAGACUCAUAUGCUUGCUCAUUGGUUAUGAGGCAUAUAAGAUGCUUUUAACUAAUGUUUCUUGAGACCACCUUCUUCUUCCUCAUUUCCUACUGGUCAACUUUUGAGUUUAAAGUAAAUUUGUUUCUUUGUUAUGGUUGUUUUUAGCAACUUUUUUUAGUUAUUCUGUUAUGGACGAGGAUGUAUGAUGAAAUGCUCUGACCGCAUAAAGAUGUAAUUAGUAUUCGAAACUUCAUUUGGAGGAUCUAUAAAGAUUUAUUUAGCA
Molecule: messenger RNA, 1675 nt
Organism: Quercus lobata
Lineage: Eukaryota; Viridiplantae; Streptophyta; Magnoliopsida; Fagales; Fagaceae
Product: Leucine-rich repeat (LRR) family protein
Exons: 6
Coding region: 132-1148 (338 amino acids)
Cellular component (GO): cytoplasm
Molecular function (GO): protein binding
Source: RefSeq, a predicted model, not a curated record